Aspergillus welwitschiae is the source of this 1247-nucleotide messenger RNA. Its product is annotated as TIM-barrel enzyme family protein. The transcript is spliced from 3 exons. Gene Ontology annotation, molecular function: catalytic activity. Lineage: Eukaryota; Fungi; Ascomycota; Eurotiomycetes; Eurotiales; Aspergillaceae. The record is from RefSeq and is a predicted model, not a curated record. The coding region runs from base 262 to 1095 and encodes 277 amino acids.
GAGACCUCAUUAUCAAUUAUGUGGUAACCGCCUGAUCCACUGAUGAUUUGGCACCCCCUCUUACCCCUCUUCGGAGAUAGUUUCACACCAUCACGGAAGACAUACAUCCCCGAUAUCCUCGCCCUUAUUCUAAACCCGAUUUCUAUGGUUCGGAGGUUAUUUAAGGUUUCAACUUCCGUUCUCUAGUCCUCAAGUUAGUACAUAACAUACUAAUCUCCUUAUACCUAUACCGAGACACAUACAUACUAAACGAUAUACACCAUGCCCCGCCCAACAACCCGACAAGAAGUCCUCGCCCGUCUACGCAAGACCAUCGCCGAUGGUUCCAUCAUCAUCGGUGCGGGAGCCGGAAUCGGUCUCUCCGCCAAAUUCAUCGAAAAAGGCGGCGCCGACCUCAUCCUCGUCUACAACUCGGGCCGAUUUCGCAUGGCGGGCCGAGGCUCUCUCGCAGGGAUGAUGCCCUACUCUGACGCCAACGCCGUGGUCGUAGAGAUGUCCAACGAAGUCCUCCCCCUCAUCCAAAACACCCCCGUCCUGGCCGGUGUGUGCGGCACUGACCCCUUCCGGGACAUGCGGACCUUCCUGCGCCAACUACGGGAUAUUGGGUUCGUCGGCGUGCAAAACUUCCCGACAGUCGGGCUCAUCGACGGGAACUUCCGCGCGAACCUCGAAGAAACAGGGAUGGGGUAUGAGAAAGAAGUGGAGAUGAUUCGGAUCGCACGGGAAAUGGAUCUGGUGACGACGCCGUACGUGUUUAACGUGAAGGAAGGGGAGAUGAUGGCGCGGGCGGGAGCGGAUGUGAUUGUGGUGCAUGUGGGAUUGACGACAAGUGGGACGAUUGGAGCGCAGACGGCGUUGACGUUGGAUGAGUGUGUGAAGGUGGUGCAGGAGGUGCGGGAUGCGGUGGUGAAGGUCAAUCCGGAGGUGAUUGUGUUGUGUCAUGGAGGGCCGUUGGCGGGGCCGGAGGAUGCGGAGUAUGUGUUGAAGAGGUGUCAGGGGGUGCAUGGGUUCUUUGGGGCGAGUAGUAUGGAGAGAUUGCCGGUGGAGGUGGCGUUGGAGGAGAACGCGAGGAGGUUUAAGGAGAUUCAGUUGUAAGUACUUAUGGCUUAGUGUAAGUAGGGGGAAAAAGGUAUGUUGGGAGACUACUAUGGAAGCGGUGAUCCAAUAGGAAAUGAUGAAUGUAUUCAAUUAUCUGGUAUCUUCUGUUGAACAAUUACUCCACAACCACCAAUGCAACCCUAGCCAUA